Molecule: messenger RNA, 1107 nt
Organism: Schistosoma rodhaini
Lineage: Eukaryota; Metazoa; Platyhelminthes; Trematoda; Strigeidida; Schistosomatidae
Source: the annotation of a GenBank genome assembly
AAUUCUUAUGGACUCUCAGACUAAUUUGCUUUUGUGUUAAAAAUGGUACAAAAGGUUCAAUAUUCUCAUCACGCUUAACUUCGCUUUUGGGCGAUAGUUAUGGACGUCAGUGCCGAUAAAUCACCAUUAAUUCAACCUGAAGAUACUUCGAACAAACCCAGUCUUCCUUCUAUUACAGUUAUCAAACCAAAACAUCCAAGGCGCUAUAAACUUUUACCAAAAGAUAAACUCCGUUUCCCUAAAAAUGAUACUUCAAAUCAACUUUGGCGUACAGGUGAUUAUACAAAACAUAUGCCUCUUAUCAAUGUAAAUUGUGAUGACGAUAGUGAAGAGUUUGAUGGCGCAUUAUUUCAAAAAGUUGCCAAUAAAGGCUUAUGUGAUUAUUUGAAAAAUGACCGACUGUCGUCUCAUAAUCGAUCAAAUUUAACAAAUAGUCAUACGUAUGAUGAUUGGGAUUUGCAUCUUUCAACACCCGUUCAACGUAGAACACAAAUUUGUUGUCCAUUCAGUUGUACAUUAUCAUGAAUUUUUUUUUAGAAGUUAAUGCUUUGGAGAUUCCCCUCUUUCUUUAAUUUAUUAGUUUUUUCCUAUUAUUUUGUGUUAAUCAUAAUGCAUUUUUGUAACUUUUCCAUUGUGCAUUUCCACUCUGCCCAUCUUUAAUAUAUUUCUCGGGCUCUCUAUUCUCAACUGCUUUAAUGCUUUAGCAUAUUUUAUCGGUCUUAACAUUUUUUUAUAUCGACCAAAUAACACUGAUAAUAUAUGAAAUUAUAGAGAAUCAAUGUAUCAUUUCUCUUCGUUGCAUAAUUAACUUGUAGAAUUAAAUUACCGGUAUUUGAUACUCAAAAAUGUUUUGUGAUUAGUGUCUUGUCUUUUGAUAUUCAACUAGUAAGUAGCUAUAGAUAACAAAGGCAUAGAAAAUUAGAAAUGGCGAUGAUGAUCGGUAACACUAGACAGUUGUUUAGAAUUAUUAAAAGAAACUUAAUUUAGGAAGUCAUUCAUUAGUAAAGGUCAUAGAAAGAUUCUGCAUAAUCAUUUUGUGGACUGUAAAACCCCUUGGGAAAGAGUUUAACUGACCUCCAGUUUAUCUCUAAUUCCUUUCGCAUAAGC